This is a messenger RNA of Thelazia callipaeda (thelaziosis nematode), 1125 nucleotides long. NCBI's taxonomy places the organism in Eukaryota, Metazoa, Nematoda, Chromadorea, Rhabditida, Thelaziidae. The record is from the annotation of a GenBank genome assembly.
AUGCGUCAUUCGAAUUGGAACGUUAACAAUUUUCAACAUCAUCAUCAUCGCCAUCGUAGUGAUACGACGUCUUUGUCACUUUCAUCGAGUGAUGGUCAUUUAGCAUCAUCAGCAUUACCAACUGGAAACCAGUUUAGAACAAAUUGGACAUAUGGUUUGAAGUCAUGUAGUGAUGAAUGCUCAAGGAGUAGUAGUGUAGAAACUCGGUCUAAUUUACCGAAUCCUGUUCAUGUUCAUAUGGCAUCAGGUUCAACAGCUAAAAUACCGCUCAAUAUUCGUCAUAAUGAUUUAGAUUAUACGACUGGAAGUUCUAGUAAUAUGUCUGUUACUACUAUCAGCGGUAAUUAUCAGCGACAGUUAACUGCUUUACCGUCAAUCACUACAAGCGAUAUCACAUCAGAAGGGUCGAGUGAUAUUUUAUCUGUUAUUCCAUCCGUGAAUGCAAAGUAUCUGUGUCCAAGUAAUGUGCAAAAUAAUCCAGAGAAAGUUGGUACCAUUAGACGAACAGCAUCAUUUACUUUCAGUCCAAAAGCAAGUUUAGAUAAAUUGCAUAGAAGACAACAAGUACAUGAAAAUGUGGAACCAAAGAGGAGAUUCGGAAGAUUUGCAAGAACAUUAGAUUUCAUCAAGAGUAAAAUAGAUUCCUCCAGCACAUCAACUCUUUUUCCUUCUAGAGAUCAAGUUAUGCAAUGGAGAGAUUCCUUUGAAUGUUUACUCAGUCACAAAUAUGGUUGUUUGUUAUUUCGAACAUUCUUAAAAGGAGAAUUCAGUGAAGAAAACGUCGAUUUUUGGAUUGAGUGUGAAGAAUUCCGCAAAAUGAAAGAAGGCAAGAAAGCUACUAUGCAAAAGGCACAUUCUAUUUAUAACAAAUAUAUCGCAGAACAAUCACCUAAAGAAGUUAAUUUAGAUAGCGAUACACGUGCAGCCACUCAAGCAGCCUUGGUAAAUGGUGCAAAGCCUAAUAUGUUUUCAUUAGCACAAACAAAGAUUGAACAAUUAAUGGCUAAAGACAGUUAUAGACGAUUUUUAAAGUCUAAGUUAUUUCUCGAUCUGUUGUGCAGCGGUAACAGUUCGAUAUCAAAUAGUAAUAAAACACUUCAUGAAGAAAAUGAUUGUGCGCAUUAG